AGAAGAUGGUCGAAGCCUAAUGGUUUUGAAAAUCACUUGCAGCUUCCCCGCCGUAGCUUAGGGUUUUGCUCACUCUUCUUCUCUUAUAGUUGGGGAGCGCAAGAUGUCUGAAGUGAAUGCGGGUGCUGAAAUCCCACAAAACAAUACAAUCUACAUCAACAACCUUAACGAAAAGAUUAAGAUUGAUGAGUUGAAGAAGUCUUUGCACGCUGUUUUCACUCAGUUUGGGAAGAUACUUGAGGUGUUAGCUUUCAAACCCCUCAAGCACAAGGGUCAAGCCUGGGUGGUCUUUGAGGAUGUCUCUUCUGCUUCCAAUGCACUUAGGCAAAUGCAAGGUUUCCCCUUCUAUGAUAAGCCCAUGAGAAUACAAUAUGCAAAGACUAAAUCUGACAUAAUAGCAAAAGCGGAUGGUACUUUUGUUCCUAGGGAAAAGCGUAAGAGGCAUGAUGACAAAGGUAAAAAACGGAAGGACCAACAUGAUGCUAAUUUAGCUGGAAUGGGCCUAAAUCCAGCUUAUGCUGGUGCUUAUGGUGCAACACCUGCUAUGCCUUAUCCAGGUGGCGCAAAAUCUAUGGUACCUGAGGCUCCUGCACCGCCAAAUAAUAUUCUCUUUAUUCAGAAUCUUCCCAAUGAAACAACUCCCAUGAUGCUACAAAUGCUCUUUCUUCAAUAUCCUGGAUUCAAGGAAGUUAGAAUGGUUGAAACAAAGCCAGGAAUUGCCUUUGUGGAAUAUGGAGAUGAGAUGCAGUCCACUGUGGCUAUGCAGGCGCUGCAAGGUUUCAAGAUUACCCCCCAAAACCCAAUGUUGAUAACUUACGCCAAGAAAUAAAUAAGGGGACGAAUCAUAUAUCUUCAACUUAGAGUUCUUAAUCCAUUUAAUGCUUUGGUGUGUACCUUUGGCAGCCUUGGUUCGUGUACGAUUGUAGUUGAUGGUAAUAACUUUGACAUUUUAUACAAAUAUGUAUUUACUAAAUUACUAACUGGUUCUAGUUUAACCGGUACAAAAUUAUUUUGCUUUUUGUAGAAUUGUCAUCUGUCAUGAUUUCGCAUUAUUUGAUGAGAAUUUCCCACAAGCAUCUGCUGGUAGAAGAGUAAAUGAAUAGACGAUGUCUUCAUUGUGCAAGUAUAUAAUCAUUUUGUU
This is a messenger RNA of Abrus precatorius (Indian licorice), 1141 nucleotides long. RefSeq names its product U1 small nuclear ribonucleoprotein A. Gene Ontology annotation, biological process: mRNA splicing, via spliceosome. The record is from RefSeq and is a predicted model, not a curated record. Gene Ontology annotation, molecular function: U1 snRNA binding. The transcript is spliced from 5 exons. Gene Ontology annotation, cellular component: U1 snRNP. Lineage: Eukaryota; Viridiplantae; Streptophyta; Magnoliopsida; Fabales; Fabaceae. The coding region runs from base 104 to 829 and encodes 241 amino acids.